UCACGCCUCCUUGUGUUUAUCGAGACGUGGAGUGCGGGGCGGCAGGAAGGUGUUUCUCCCUCGGUGUUUUGAUUUUGUACAACAUUUCUCACUCUUUUUGUCGUCUCUCUACUUUUUUGUGGAGGGCAUGCAGGAUUUUAUGGUGGGGCAAUGCAAACUAUACAGCACCAGAUGCUGUGGAUGUUGCCACGUCCGGACGGGGACUAUAAUCCUUGGAACAUGGUACAUGGUUGUCAACCUCCUGAUGGGAAUUCUGCUAACAGUUGCUGCGACCCAUCCAGGAAGUGUUCCCUCCGUCAACUUGCAGUAUGCAGUUAUUGACCAUUACCUAACAUCUGAUCGGAUGUCAGGGAACGCCGGUGCUGGAUUGGCCAUUUCUCUGCUGAUGGUGACUGUUAGCGCCGUCUUGCUGUAUGGAGCCAUUACUCAUCGCAGUGGGCUGCUCAUCCCGUUCUUCUGCUACCAGAUGUUUGACUUUGCUCUCAGCUGCCUGGUGGCCUGCAGCUCUCUCACCUACCUGCCCAGGAUACAGGAGUACCUGGACCAACUGCCGGAUUUCCCCUACAAGGAUAACCUGUUGUCUCUGGACCCUCGGUUCCUGUUUUUCUUUGUAGUGGUCCUCUUUACCUUCCUCAUUGUCCUAAAGGCAUACUUGAUGAACUGCGUGUGGAACUGCUACAAGUACAUCAAAUACAGGGGCCAGCCGGAUAUCAGCGUCUUCCUCUCUUUUGAGAAUCAGCCCCAGUCCACCUUGCCCACCUAUGACAUGGCCAUGAACAUGCCCGCCAAAGACCCGCCCCCGCCUUACAUGCCUUCUUAAGGACCGGCCCCCACUGCGGACGCCUUCCACGCCGCCAAAUGCAUUUCUACAUUCCCUCACUUCCACCCUCUCCAAGCGCCUUUUACCUACUGUAUAUAUUUUUGUGCAAAGACGGGAUCCGUGCGUGCAGCGAAGAAAUGACCCCGGUAUUUUUUUCUGUUGAUGUUUUGAAAGAAACGCCGCCAACAAUCCAUCAGCAUCAUGACAAUCCACGGCAUUGUAACUUCAUUACUGACAUUGGAACACUUAGGAGACGCAGACGGCAGCAAUAUUUUUGUCUUAUUUAUUGAGCUUUGCUGCGGUUCCCUACUACUACUAGUUCCUCUAUCACCAGCCCAGAUGUUUACAUCACACUCUGCUGCCAGCUUUGUACCAAGAAGGGGGGAGGAGGGGGGCAGGAAAGCUGCUUUUCCACCCGCCUGACACCAACUUGUGAAGAUUUGUAAGUUGCAUGCCCAACUCAACCUAACACCACUUUGGUUCCAUUUCAUAAACUUCAAUAAAGGUUUGACAACA
Entelurus aequoreus (snake pipefish) is the source of this 1336-nucleotide messenger RNA. It is a transcript of the gene laptm4a, whose product is annotated as lysosomal protein transmembrane 4 alpha. Gene Ontology annotation, cellular component: lysosomal membrane. The record is from RefSeq and is a predicted model, not a curated record. Lineage: Eukaryota; Metazoa; Chordata; Actinopteri; Syngnathiformes; Syngnathidae. Bases 128 to 820 code for a protein of 230 amino acids. The transcript is spliced from 7 exons.